AUGGCUUCCAAGUGCCUCAAGGCCAGCUUCUCCUCGGGGUCUCUCAAGGGCCCAGGCGGGGGCACUCGCAUGUCCACCAUGUACUCCAGCAGCUCUUGCAAGCUCCCGAGUCUCGCCCGCGGGACCCGGAACUUCUCUGCGUGCUCGGCUGGGGUGGGCAGGAGUAGUUGCAGGGCCGCCAGCUGCCUCCCUGCUCUCUGCCUCCCCUCCGGAGGCUUUGCCACCAGCUACAGCCUGGGAGGGGGCUGGUUUGGGGAGGGCAUCCUCACGGGCAGUGAGAAGGAGACCAUGCAGUCCCUGAACGACCGCCUGGCCAGCUACCUGGAGAAGGUGCGCCAGCUGGAGCAGGAGAACGCCAGCCUGGAGAGCCGCAUCCGGGAGUGGUGUGAGCAGCAGGUGCCCUACUUGUGCCCUGACUACCAGUCCUACUUCCGCACCAUCGAGGAGCUACAAAAGAAGACCCUGUGCACCAAGGCGGAGAACGCCAGGCUGGUGGUGCAGAUCGACAAUGCCAAGCUGGCCGCGGACGACUUCAGGACCAAGUACGAGAUGGAGCUGUCCAUGCGGCAGCUGGUGGAGUCGGACAUGAAUGGCCUGCGCAGGAUCCUGGAUGAUCUGACCCUGUGCAAGGCUGACCUGGAGGCCCAGGUGGAGUCCCUGAAGGAGGAGCUGCUGUGUCUCAAGAAGAACCAUGAGGAGGAAGUGAACUCCCUGCGCUGCCAGCUCGGUGACCGGCUCAACGUCGAGGUGGAUGCUGCUCCGCCUGUUGACCUGAACCGUGUUCUGGAUGAGAUGAGGAGCCAGUAUGAGACCCUGGUGGAGAACAACCGCCGGGACGCCGAAGACUGGUUCACCACCCAGACCGAGGAGCUGAACCAGCAGGUGGUGUCGAGCUCCGAGCAGCUGCAGACGUGCCAGGCAGAGAUCAUCGAGCUGAGACGCACGGUCAACGCCCUGGAGAUUGAGCUUCAGGCCCAGCAGAGCAUGAGAGAUGCCUUGGAGUCCACCCUGGCAGAGACAGAGGCUCGCUACAGCUCCCAGCUGUCCCAGAUGCAGUGCAUGAUCACCAAUGUGGAGUCCCAGCUCGCUGAGAUCCGGGCUGACCUGGAGCGGCAGAACCAGGAGUACCAGGUGCUGCUGGACGUGCGGGCCCGGCUGGAGAGCGAGAUCAAUACAUACCGGGGCCUGCUGGAGAGCGAGGACUGCAAGCUCCCUUGUAACCCGUGUGCUCCUGACCACUCGCCCUCCAAGGCAUGCCUGCCCUGUCUUCCUGCGGCCCGCACAACCUGCAGCCCCCGCCCUAUCUGUGUGCCCUGCCCUGGGGGCCGGUACUGA
Talpa occidentalis (Iberian mole) is the source of this 1335-nucleotide messenger RNA. RefSeq names its product keratin 35 (gene KRT35). The transcript is spliced from 7 exons. Lineage: Eukaryota; Metazoa; Chordata; Mammalia; Eulipotyphla; Talpidae. Gene Ontology annotation, molecular function: structural molecule activity. Bases 1 to 1335 code for a protein of 444 amino acids. The record is from RefSeq and is a predicted model, not a curated record.